Messenger RNA from Pogoniulus pusillus (Red-fronted tinkerbird), 1554 nucleotides. It is a transcript of the gene PXMP4, whose product is annotated as peroxisomal membrane protein 4. Lineage: Eukaryota; Metazoa; Chordata; Aves; Piciformes; Lybiidae. The record is from RefSeq and is a predicted model, not a curated record. Gene Ontology annotation, cellular component: peroxisomal membrane. The transcript has 5 exons. Bases 27 to 752 code for a protein of 241 amino acids.
CCGUCGAUGUGCAUCCGGAAGAGCCUAUGGGCGCAGCGGAACGGGCCCCGCCCCCGGAAGCGGCGGCGCCGUGGGCAGCCCGGGCCGGUGCCGCCGAGCGCUCCGCGAUGGCCGCCGGUGGGGACGCGCUCCGCGCCCUGCUCCGCGCCGCCAACGCCCUCCUGCAGCAGCGCCGCUACCAUGCCGCGCUCGCCGUGCUCAAGGGCUUCCGCAACGGGGCUGUUUAUGGAGCAAAAGUUCGUGCCCCACACGCCCUGGUGAUGACUUUCCUGUUCAAGAGUGGAAGUUUAAGAGAGAAACUGAAGUCCAUUGCUCAGGCUACAUACACCCAUUCCCGGAACCUGGCCUAUUUUGUGUUCACCUACAAGGGGCUGAUGGCAUUGCAGUCCCGACUGCAGGGGAAAAAAAUCCCCUUUCAUUCUUUCUUUGCAGCCUGCAUUGGGGGCUGGCUGGUGUUUGGUGACAACAACCCCAUCAACAGCCAGAUCAUCAUGUACCUGCUGUCCCGCAUCCUGUUCGGCUUGUCCCGCCUGGCGGUGGAGAAGGGCUACAUCCUCCAGCCUAAGCAGGAUCCCUUCCCUCUCGUCGCUGCUCUGAUCUGGGGGACAGUUCUGUGGCUCUUUGAAUACCACCGGCAAACUCUGCAGCCUUCCCUGCAGUCCUCCAUGACCUACCUGUACGACGACAGCGAGGUGUGGCACGACGUCUCCGACUUCCUCCUUUACAACAAAAGGACAGACAGCAACACCUGACUGGGAGCUGCUGAGUGCCUCACUGCUUGGCUCAAAAUCCAGAGUUACCAGAUUCAAACCCCCCCAAGUGUUGAUCGGCCAAGGAUGCUUCUCCUCCCCUUUCUCAGCCCCUCUUUUAGAGGCACUUUCAAAGGUUAAUGACUCCCAAGUGAUCAAAAGUUUUCAGCAGACUAUCCUGAGCCAUGAAUCAUUUAUUUUGUGAUGGAACAAAGCGAGCUGAGGGUUAUUUCCAGCUGCCCCAGCAUACCCACUGUGCUUCACUCCUCCAGGACAGCUUGUGUGUGCUGCUGCUGCUGAGGAAGCCUUUCUGGGGCAGUUACAUUAUUUAACAAAGGGAGAAGUGAAAUGGGUGCCUGACAUUUGCUUCAGCUCAGAGGAUGUUUUGGUUUUGAUCCUUGCAGCCAAAGGGAAGAUGCUGCUGAAAGAAAAGGCUAUGCCUGGUCCAAUUAGUGGCAGAGAGAAGGGCAUACAGGAGGUGUGAACCUGGGUUGGCAGCCUGUCACUGUGAGUGCAGAGGGGGUUGGACUGGAUGACCUUUGGAGGUUCCUUCCACCCCAGACCUCCAAAGGUCAUCCAGUCCAACCCCCUCUGUAGUCAGCAGGGACAUCCUUAACUAGAUCAGGUUGCUCAGAGCCCUGUGAGGCCUCACUUUGAGUAUCUCCAUCUCCUUGUCCAUGCAAUAGCCACUCAUGUUUAAGGGAGACCUUAUUACUGGGGACCAUAGAAUCACAGAAUCAUAGAACCAACCAGGUUGGAAGAGAGCUCCAAGCUCAUGCAGCCCAACCUAGCACUCAGCCCUAUC